This is a messenger RNA of Lymnaea stagnalis (great pond snail), 5675 nucleotides long. NCBI's taxonomy places the organism in Eukaryota, Metazoa, Mollusca, Gastropoda, Lymnaeidae. The record is from the annotation of a GenBank genome assembly.
CCAAAAUCUGAAACGUCAGUGCUUACUGAAGAUCUGGUCUCAACAGCCCUCCAAUCACCAGUUUGAAUAAGCAAUACCUGAGGCUAAAAAUAACCACCAGUUCUUCUAGAUAGAUUAGCAAUCGGAUGGAAACCGAAACACAUGUCGGGAAUUACUGAUCAACUAAAAAUAAACACCAGCUAUAGAGCCAUGUCUCAUGUGUGUAGAACGCGGUGCACAGCUCAUUUCACAAGGCCGAUUUAGCAACCGGGUGUGUUGUUUUAAUUAUUUAUUUUUACAAGUGAGUAUUCUGAUUUUCUAACGAUAAUAAGAAUAACGUUAAAAAAAAGGGGAAGGGGGGGGGGGGCCGCGGUAAUUUAACUUAUGGAGGCCUUAAAAAGUGCUUUUAUGUCCAGCUUCUGUUACCUUACGAGUAAUUCUGGUGCACUCGGACUGAUUUUCUAACGAUAAUAAGAAUAACGUUAAAAAAAAGGGGAAGGGGGGGGGGGCCGCGGUAAUUUAACUUAUGGAGGCCUUAAAAAGUGCUUUUAUGUCCAGCUUCUGUUACCUUACGAGUAAUUCUGGUGCACUCGGUUUUUGUAAAAGAUUGUCAGUGUGAACGUAUCAAGUAAGUUUUUUUUUCCAACACACGAACAUUCCAGGACUUCUGAUAACCAAUCGUGUUGAACGUUGAUAAACCGUUUGGACUCGCUGUGCAUAUAGAUUACAUAUAAUAUUUUGAAAUUUUUUGAAUAGAUUAAAUAGCGACCGAGAAACAGUUGAGGAGUAAAGAGUUGGGGGGGGGGGGAUUUUUCUUUACAUUCAUCGGCUGCAUUCUCGGCCAACAGACGAAUUGUUUUCGUGGAUUUCGGGCGGGGGAAAAAAACAACAACUUAGCCUACCUAGAUUUCAGUGACAAUGACAGUUAUCACUCGUAAUAACAUUUUGUUUUUGACUGACUUAGCUGCUGAGUAGGAAACCCGGGUAUGGCUGCCACUCAAUUUUUUUUUAAAUUCCCAAGAUUUGGUCAAAAUAUUUCCCAAGAUUUCCCAAGAUCAAGUUAAUAUAUAAGAGGUUUUUUGUUUUUUUUUUAAAAGGGAAAAAUAUGUUGGGAAUAUUUUUUUAAAACGUGAGUUUUUGUCCUGGAUGGGGUAGUGAAUUCCCAAGAUCCUGGGAAAUUUCACAAGGUGUGGCAGCCCUGAACCCGGGUGUGUAUGAAUUAAACUAAGGUCAAAUUUUCUCACGUCAUUUGCAUGUAUAAAUUCAAUUGCACGUUUCUUUAUAUGAACAUAUGUUUACUAGCAACAGACCAUUACGCGGGUAACAGCUUUUUCUCCAAGUUAGAUCUAAAAGAAUAAUGUUAUGAAAAUCAAAAUUGUGUUAAAUUAAUUAAAAUUUAAAGCAUUAAUUACAAACAGAAAAGGCAUUUAUGAUUUAAAAACUAUACAAAUUUGUCGCCCUCACAUUCAAGCUUUUGGUGUAAAGAAAACAGAUAACAUAAUUAGUGUCCGUAGGUCAAAUCCACGUUUUGACGCAGUAAUUUUGUUGCGAUAAAAUUCGACCCUAGGUGACCACAGCUAACAUUUAUUAACUUUUCUAGUAAAAUUGGGAUUUAAACCAAAAAAAAAAAUAAAAUUUCUUGCAUGUUUGAAAAAUGUAAACACUGGAAGAGGAUGUAGAAAUAUUGGUUUGGACAACUUAACGAAUUAUUUACAUCAAAUCCCAAAAUGAAAGAGUCACUAUGAGACGCCACAUGCAAAGACUGGCUGAGGUCAAUACGUGACCGGCGAAGAGGCAGUUAGAUUGGAUGGCGUCAAUACGUGACCGGCGGAGAGGCAGUUAGAUUGGCUGGCGUCAAAACGGGACCGGCGGAGAGGCAGUUAGAUUGGCUGGCGUCAAAACGUGACCGGCGGAGAGCCAGCUAGCUCGUCCGGACUUUAAAAGUUAAACAUAAUUUCCACUUCUAAAAAAAACGUAUGUAAUGACAUCUUCACCACACCACAAAGUAGUUUUAGACUGUAGAAGAAGAAGAAGAUAGGCGAAAGUUUGAAAUAAUAAGUAUUCUUGACCAAAUGAUUGAUCUUUUCUUUUUUAUUUUAAACUUAUAAUUGUUAUUUUGAUAAAUAUUUGUUAUGUAACUUGAAAAUAAGAUAAAUUCCCUUUUACCAAGAAACAAACCUUGAGAGAAAAAAGAAGUCUAAGUGGUUUCUGUGACGAAAAAUACAAUAAAAUAAUAAAAAUUAAAGGACCUCACGAAGCUGUUGGCAAGGUUGUGUCCAGGACAGUUAUCUGCGGUUUCGCUGAAAUCCUUUCUACUCCCAUCUUUUGAUUUAUGUAGGGUUUGAAAUGUAUAACUAUAACCGCUAAUCAGUUUGUUUGUUUUUUCGGUCGAGAUUAAGACGUUAAGUCACAACUGGUUCUCAAAUUAUGACAAACUAUACGGUUGGGGAAGUGGGUUGGGGGGGGGCGGCUAGACUCCGAUAAGCUUCAUUAGCUUCGUAGCACACAAUACGUUUGUGUAAUUAAACAUUCAUGGCUAAGAUUUAAUUCAAAGGAGAAAACAAAAAUUUAUUUUUAACAAAGAGAGAAAGGAAAAAAAAAAAGGAAUAUCACAACUAUUUAAUAGCAAAGAAACGGAAGUUUCCCACAGCCCCCCCCACCCACCCCCCCACCCCCCAAAAAAACACACCCUCUUUUCUUACGUUAUUGAUGAUUUAUUUUAAGUUCAUUAAAUUAGUGUUUCUGAUUGGAUGACCAUUUCGCAAUAGCUUUUGAAUGUUACAUGCUUACUUUACAUAAAGCUUAACUGUACUGUUAAACUUAUGCAAAUCGUGUUGCUUGUUAUUCCAAGUUGUGACCUUUCAUGACUCGGUUUGUAUGGAAGUCUAAAUUAUUGCGUCAAAAUAGAUAGAUAUAUUUUUUUUUUCAGGCUGUCAGUUUGAACUCCGUCAACAAACAAUAAUUCUUCUUAUUCUUCUUAUUGAAAUAACAGCCGUGGGAGAAGACGGGACUUCAGCUUAACGGUAAGCGUUGGCUUAUAAAGUGUGUAACGUCCAAUUUUAGCUUUCGUUUGAAGGUGUACAGCCGAAAGGUUGUAUGUGUAUUUUGUCCUUUCAUCAAAACAUAACUCUCAUUACUAGAGACAGGAAAUGGGCGCGUCUUUCGUAAAAAAUUUAAAAAAAAAAUAAUAAAAUGAACUUGUAACGAUGGAACUGAAUGUUUUAGACUUGGUUGCUUCUAGGAAUCAUGGGGUAGCAUUUGAUGAAAAAUGUAACUGCCUAGCACUGAAUCAGACAUUUUGAUUCAACUCCUGAAUACACACAUUAUUGACGCACAGCUGUUACUGUGUUAUGCGGCCUAAGAUAAGGGGACACAGCCGGUUGUUUGACACAUUGCCGCCUACAGCGGACUAAUCAGAAGCGAUAUCACUAGAAAAUAUGGAGUAAAAAAAGAGAGAGAGAAAAUAAUCAGCUGUAACGCCGUUAAAAAAUAAUAAUAAUAAUUAUAAUUUCUAAAAAAAAUUCAGGAACAAAAUAUAUUUACUUUGCGCUAGUUAUGGGGGAAAAGAAACUCCUUGUUAAUUGUUAUUACAAUCAUAACAAUGAUAUAUGUUGUUUUUUUUUCCAGUCAACAUGUCUGGAGUCACAGAGUACACGUUGAUACUUGUGGGUAAAACAGGCGUCGGAAAGAGUGCAACCGGAAACACAAUUGCUGGAGCAUCCGCGUUCAAGGUCAGCGACUCCAGUGAAUCUGUUACAUCUGAAUGUCAAGUUAAAGAAAGUCAGCGUUUCGGUUUCAAACUGACAGUGCUGGACACACCUGGAGUAAUGGACACAGCUGUCAACAGCGACGCAGCUAAAGAGAAAACGUGCAGAGAAAUGAUAGAGGCCAUCUCCAAGUGUCCAGAUUCUGGAAAACGAGCUCUCUGCCUGGUGCUGAAGUACGGCGAGCGCUUCACCGAAGAAAACAAGAAAUCUUUGGACAUUCUGACGCGAGUGUUUGGUGAUGAAUUCCUGGCCAAGUUCUGUGUCAUCAUAGUCACACUUGGCGAUGUGUUUGAUACAGAAUACGAGGGGAAAAAGUCUUUUAACGAAUGGUGUCAGGAAACCAAAGGAGAGCUGGGGACGUUGCUAAAACAAUGUCAGUACAGGUGCGUGCUUUUCAGAAACAAAACCAAAAUUGAUGAUAUCAAGAAAAGCCAAAUGAAAGAGUUGAUCAAAUAUGUAGAGGAACUGGAUGAAGGCUACACCGAUGAUAAAUUUACAGAGGCGAAAAAGAGACACAGGCGAUUGCUUCUUGAAGCGAAUUUGACAAAAAUACUCGACAUGUUUAAUACAAAGAAUCGGCUGGUGUAUCAAGAUAUAGAUAACAUGAGAUUGAAUGAGGUCGAAGAGAAGCGCGUUCUAGUUCUGAAAGAUAAAGCGUUGACGGUGUUGAAUGAGAUUGAUCAAGAGGAUGAGGGUGUUUUCUAUGACAGUGAAGAGAAGAGUUUGUUGGACGUUGCAAGGGUGUGUUCUCAACAGAUUAUUAAAAAAUGUGAUGAUCUAAUUCACUUAGCGAAAUUAAAGAAGCUGAAGAUUAAAAUGCAAAAUGAAAUAAUGUCACUGAAUCAUAAAUGUAUCGACUGCACGUCAUCUCAAUGCUCUUUAGAAACCGUGGAUAAACUAGAGCAGAAAAUGAAGGAUUUACUUGAAGACUACAAAAGAUACGGUUUGGACUUCAGCGGAGGCGACUUGAUUAAGUGUCAACCGUCAAUUGAUUACGAGGGUGACAAAGAAUUCGUGCGAGAAAAUGAGCUGAGUUUCUUCGAUGACGUGAAGAGGCAAUGUGAUCUCCUCACCAAAUCACUGAGCCGCUUAAAAAACGGCGUCGUCUUCGAAACGAACAGAAACGAAAUUCAAAGAAAGACGCAGUCCUUGAGGAGAGAACUGGACGCUGUGCCGAACUCAGAGAUAAGCACGGGCCAUUUGACAACUAUUAAAACAGAAGCAGAAAGCCUUCUGCAGAAGUGGGAAGAAGACGACACCAUGACUGAGGCUCUUGAGCCGUUGCGAGAGCUGCUCAGGCGGGUUGAGCUGAAGAUAAAGAACUGUGAGAUCAACUUCACGGCAGAGAUUAUUGGCGGAGCUCUCUCCGUCGCUUCCGGAGCUGUGAGCGCUAUAGGGGGCGUGGCAGGUUUAAGUAAAAACUUUGUAGCCCUUGGAGUCAGCAAAGCAGCCCCAGGUGUAGCCAGCGCCAUGAGAGCCAGUGGGGACGUCGUCAAGUCAGUUGUGCGUUGGGUUGGCGGAAAAGAUUCUAAAGCGAAAUGAAAAAAAAAAAAAAGAAUUCAACAAAAAGUUGCAAAUAAUAACAAACGUUACAAAUAAUAUUACAAAUAGUACCAAAUGUUGCAAAUAUACAAAACGUUGCAAAAAGUACAAAAAAUUGCAAAUAGUACCAAAAGAUACUCAUAAUAAAAAAAGUUGCAACUGAUGAAAAAGCUACUAAUGAUAACAAAAGUGGUAAUAAAUAUCAUUAUAGAAGUUGUAUAAAAAAUGAAUUCUUAUGUAAAAAAGAAAUAAAAAGUAACUAACUGUAUUUGGUUAAUUUAAAAAAUUUUUAUGAAACCAAAAUAUCGUGCCUUCUAUAUGCUAUUAUUAUUAAUCGAGAUAUUUAUAUAUUUAUAUAUUUUGUAAACCCUUUGGCUUUCAUUUUUG